Molecule: messenger RNA, 3415 nt
Organism: Toxotes jaculatrix (banded archerfish)
Lineage: Eukaryota; Metazoa; Chordata; Actinopteri; Toxotidae
Gene: snrkb
Product: SNF related kinase b
Exons: 5
Coding region: 402-2255 (617 amino acids)
Biological process (GO): intracellular signal transduction; protein phosphorylation; microtubule cytoskeleton organization
Cellular component (GO): cytoplasm
Molecular function (GO): protein serine/threonine kinase activity; tau-protein kinase activity; ATP binding
Source: RefSeq, a predicted model, not a curated record
CGGAGCGGGCGCGCGGUCACAGAGCUCGAGUCUCUCUGGGAUGAAUUGAGGCAGGCACGCAGUCAUGACGAGAAGUACGGUAUGUGCGCUCGCGGACCGCGAGUAUGGAGUAUUAUGAAAGAACAGGAGAAGGCGGCGCGGUCAUUUUCUACGUCUGAAUUCAACGGUGACAUUAAGUGCGAGACCGUGGAGUGACAGAGAGAACCGCUGCCUGAACAGCUCGCAGCUACGGGGUGUUUUGCGCAACAAUGGCAGCUCCCCGCACCUUGACACCUUGAUACAACUAUUUUCCACUCCUCUUUUCUUUUACACCUUUCUGUAUUCCCCUCCAGCCCCUGGAGCCCUCCAGUUCAGUCCCUCCUCUACCCUCCUCCCUUCCAAAUCCCCUCUUUGUUUCAAACAUGGACUCUUCUGGAGAGAUAACUGCAGCCCAGGACGGACAUCUCAACCCCAGGUGCAGCCCCGGUCGCUCUGAUCUCAGCGGACUGUACCAUCUGGGUCGGACGCUGGGCAGGGGCCACUUUGCUGUGGUUAAACUGGCUCGUCAUGUCAACACCGGCCAACUGGUGGCUGUCAAGAUGAUCGACAAGACAAAACUUGAUGUUUUGGCAACAAGCCACCUCCUACAGGAAGUGAGGUGCAUGAGGCUGGUGCAGCAUCCCAAUGUGGUUCGCCUCUACGAGGUCAUCGACACACCCACCACCCUCUACCUGGUGAUGGAGCUGGCUGAGGGGGGCGACCUCUACGACUACAUCCUCCGCCAUGAGGGAGGCGUGGCUGAGGGCACCGCCAAGCGCCAUUUCGCCCAGAUAGUGCGCGCUGUGGCGUACUGCCACCAACUCCACGUGGUGCACCGGGACUUGAAGCCGGAGAACGUGGUGUUCUUUCCCCAGCAGGGGGCGGUGAAGCUGACAGACUUUGGGUUCAGCAACUUAUUCCAACCUGGGACAAUGUUGGCCACCAGCUGUGGGUCGCUGGCGUACUCCGCUCCGGAGAUUCUGCUGGGAGAAGAGUAUGAUGCUCCAGCUGUCGAUAUCUGGUCUCUGGGGGUGAUCCUGUACAUGCUGGUGUGUGGAGUCCCUCCCUUUCAGGAAACCAACGACAGCGAGACUCUCGUCAUGAUUCUGGACUGUCGCUACUCCAUCCCCGAGCAUGUUUCAGGCGACUGCAGAGAUCUGAUCUCCAGGAUGCUCCAGAAGGAUCCCUCUCGCCGCGCCUCACUUGAGGAGAUCGAGACUCAUGACUGGCUGCAGGGGUUGGAUGACGCGCUGCUCAGCCCAGAGGCCCCACCACACUGGCUCUUGGGGGCCCUGUCUCCCAGCUCUCCCCGCUUGGGACUGCCUGAGUGUGGGGACCUGCUUGCUGCGAGGCCCCAGCCUCAGCAGGCUUUCCCUGGGCCCUGGCAGCCCAGUCUCAGCUUCACCCUUCGUCCACCUCCAGUUGAGGAGCCUCCAGCUCCCAAGAACCUGCCUGCACUGCAGCAGAUCUGUGAGGAGGAGGAAGAAGAGGAGGAGGAGGAGGAAGGGGAGGGCAGUUUGGUUGAGGGAGAAAGUUCAGCAUCUCUGAUAGAAGCAGAACCAGAGAAAGAAGCUGAGGAGACGCUUGAUGAAGCAGCUGAUCAAGUCUGCAGAGAAAAGGAAGAAAGAGAAGAAGAGCUAGGAAGCUCAGUGGAGAAACUAGAGGAGGAAGAGGAGGCAGUGGAGGACAAAGUGGAGAUAGAGAUGGAAGAAGAGAAAAACAACAGUGGGUGUGUGAUUUCAGACCAGCCAGUCAGUCACGGAGACAAGCCGGUCAGUCAGGCUCCUGAAGUCCCACCAUCAGCUCUAAGUGGUCUGGGAGUCCCCUGUUGUCAGGGGCAGCCGGACCUCACAACCACAGAGGAAGGAAAGGACGAGGAGACAGAACCCAACAACAACACCAACAAACCCCCUCCCUCCAUCCCUGCAUCCUCUGCCAGACUCAGCCUCAACCGUAAAGAGGCGCCAAAGACAGAAAGAGAAGGAGAGCAAGAGGAAAAAACGGAGGAAGGGGCAAGAGAUGACCUCUUAACAGACAGAUCGCAAACCCACAAUGCAACCGGGACCCGGGAUGAGGCUGCCCCGAGGGUGGAGCAGGGGAAACGACACAGCAUAAAGCUGCGUGAGAGACUCUUUCAGUUCCCUCUGUGUGAGAAAGCUCUGGCCUUCAACAUACCAACUCACAACAAGCCCAAGAUCCUCCCACUGGCUCAGUACAACUGCUGCCAUGUGCUGUAAGCGAAACCAGUCCUGGUGCUAUCUGCGACGUGCUGCCCCAUCACUCGGGACCCGCAGGCUGUUUAGCAUUCGGCAGGUGGCUGACUAAUGAGCACAAACCCUGUGAAGUGGCAGACCUCUGAGCUCCCUGCUGAGCGUCUCUGCUGCAGGGACCUGAAGGCAUGAGAGCAGAAAGGCCCUCAGCAUGCUAACGCCAGGUGAACAGGAUGGGAUGUGUACAGAUUCAUACCUACUAACACUCGGUUUAUAGCAUCGUGCUCACAUAAUCAACAUUGUUUUAAGCUAGAGGUGGUGUACAGCACAGUCGUCGGACUUAGUAGAACCUCAUCCAUUUGCUGCUGUGUACAGGAGCAACCAUAGAACUGCAAUGAGUAGACUUUGUCCAAUGUGUAGCUUAGAAACAAUACUGAACCUACCUGUACAGGAAAGAGGGAGACUGGAGAAAGAAAGAAAGAAAGAAAGAAAGAGACAGACAGACAGAAUGACCGCAACCGUUUUUACUGAAUAAGCUAUAGUCUGUUUUGUUCAAAAGGUGCCUACAAUGAUAAAAUGGGUUUCAUACUGUAUGUGGCCACUGUGUCGUUUGGGUUCUGACUGUAAAAAGCUCUGAGGCUCAGUGUUCUGGCACAUUCCCUCACUCAGUACAUCCAUCACUUCAUAUCUUAGAACAUGUGAAUCAGAAUAAACUUUAAACCAGCUUCUGCUACAGAGUAGCACUCAUUUCCUCUUCGCUUUGCACAAUCUGUUUCUCAUGUUGGUUUAAAAGCUCUUAAUGUAGAGACUGAGACUGUUAUGAUAUGACAUGAUAUACUGUAAAAAAUAUGCCGGAGACUGAGAUGAUGAUAUGAUUUUCUGUUCUCUUGAUCCUAAAGUCUUAUUAAUAUAUUGGCUUGUCCUAACGCACUGUAUGAUACUGUUUAUAGGACCAUUGAUUAUUGAUUGGGAUGCAGGUCUUCCAUGGUAUCUGAAUCUAUUCUUUUUGAUUAUACUGAACAUUUGAUUAAUAUUUGAUCAUAACAGUUUUAUUUUGGAUGUGCAGAUAUGAAGUUCCUUGAUUUUUUUUUUUUUUAUAAUGUCAGACAUUAAUUCUCUGAAGAGAUAUGUGACUUUGUGCAUGUUAUUACUGUUAUUUAUCACAAUAUACCUCCCUGUGUCUUGGA